Messenger RNA from Pistacia vera, 1761 nucleotides. Its product is annotated as histone deacetylase 15. Gene Ontology annotation, molecular function: histone deacetylase activity. The coding region runs from base 16 to 1578 and encodes 520 amino acids. Lineage: Eukaryota; Viridiplantae; Streptophyta; Magnoliopsida; Sapindales; Anacardiaceae. The record is from RefSeq and is a predicted model, not a curated record. Gene Ontology annotation, cellular component: histone deacetylase complex. The transcript is spliced from 16 exons. Gene Ontology annotation, biological process: chromatin organization.
AGUUUUGAAUAUAUUAUGCAUUAUGUUAUUUAUCUGCAGAAGAAGGCAAGGGUACAGAGGGAAAUGACUUUACAAGAUAUGUACAACCAAGACUCCUUUGAUGACGACGAUGAGGAAGACAGUGACUGGGAGCCCAUGCAAAAGCAUGUUGAGAUUAUGAAGUGGUUUUGUACCAACUGUACAAUGGUCAACCUGGAUGAUAUUGUGCAUUGUGAUAUAUGUGGGGAGCAUAAAGAGUCUGGUAUUCUAAGGCAUGGAUUUUUUGCUUCUCCUUUCCAAGAUGGUCUUAUGGAUGUUGAAUCAGAAGUUAAAGAGAAAUAUAAAGAAUUGCGCUCAGGAGUUUCAGUCUCCAGCAGUUGCACGGCAAUAGGUUUUGAUGAGAGAAUGUUGCUGCACUCAGAAGUUGAGAUGAAGUCACAUCCACAUCCUGAAAGAGCAGACCGUCUUCGAGCUAUUGCUGCUAGCCUGGCUACUGCUGGUAUAUUUCCUGGAAGAUGCUAUCCGAUACCUGCAAGAGAAAUAACGCGAGAAGAACUUAAGAUGGUUCAUUCCAUGGAGCAGAUUGAAGCAGUUGAACUUACAAGUCAUAUAUAUGCUAGUUACUUUACUCCUGACACAUAUGCUAAUGAGCAUUCAGCGCGUGCUGCUAGGCUUGCAGCAGGAUUGUGUGCAGAUCUUGCUGCAGCAAUUUUUUCUGGACGUGCCAAAAAUGGAUUUGCUCUGGUUCGGCCCCCAGGUCAUCAUGCUGGUGUAAGACAGGCCAUGGGAUUCUGCCUCCACAAUAAUGCAGCAAUUGCUGCAUUAGCAGCUCAGGCUGCAGGGGCAAAGAAGGUUCUUAUUGUUGAUUGGGACGUUCAUCAUGGAAAUGGUACUCAAGAAAUAUUUGAGCAGAAUAAAUCGGUUUUGUAUAUAUCUUUACACAGACAUGAGGGAGGAAAGUUUUAUCCUGGUACUGGAGCUGCUGAUGAGGUUGGUAUUCAGGGUGCUGAAGGAUACUGUGUGAACAUUCCGUGGAGUCGGGGUGGAGUUGGAGAUAAUGAUUAUGUUUUUGCAUUUCAGAAUGUUGUUCUUCCCAUAGCUUCUGAGUUUGCUCCUGAUUUCACAAUCAUAUCAGCUGGAUUUGAUGCUGCCAGGGGUGAUCCACUGGGUUGCUGUGAUGUCACUCCUGCUGGCUAUGCCCAGAUGACACAUAUGUUGAACGUUCUCUCUGGUGGCAAGUUGCUUGUUAUUCUAGAGGGCGGCUACAAUCUCCGGUCAAUAUCAUCUUCUGCUACUUCAGUGAUUAAGGUACUGCUGGGUGAAAAUCCUGGAUGCGAAUUGCACCACUGUGCUCCUUCUAAAGCUGGCCUACAAACGGUUCUGGAAGUUCUGAAGAUUCAGAUGAACUUCUGGCCUACUCUGGCACCACACUUUACAAAAUUGCAGUCACAAUGGGAAAUAUAUGCUUCUAAAAGCAAAAAAAAACAAAUUAAAAAGGUACGGCGGGCUGAAGCACCAAUAUGGUGGAAAUGGGGUAGAAAAAGGUUAUUGUACAAUAUUCUUAAAGGGCAUCUUCGUGUAAAAUCCAAGGGAUAUUAACUGACUUGAGGUUGUCAUCUUCAUGUAUCCCUUUUAUCCUGUAAUUUUGUGCAUUUUGUAUACCAGUUAGGUUCGCCAUGAUGUUUUAGUGGCAUAGGAUUUCUUCAUGCAUCAGUUUGAGAACAACCGUUGUUUUGAUCUUUUAUUAAAUCCUAUUGUGACUUGGACGAGAAGUUGAGGAAA